CGAAUCGGCCCCCGGUAGCUCCGCCAUCUUUGUCGGCAGCCCAUUGUUCACUCUGAAGCUAACAACGGUGUCAAAACCUUCUGCAUCUUCUAUUAAAUUACCGUGACUGUGUCACCAAUAGCGGACUUUGAUCGUCGUGGAUUUGCUCACAAGGUCGCGACUUGUUUUCGGCCACUAAGUGAGACAGAAUGGACGACGAACAGCCAAAAACCUUGUAUGUGGGGAACCUCUCCCGGGACGUGACGGAGGCCCUCAUCUUGGAGUUGUUCAGCCAAAUAGGACCCUGUAAAAGCUGCAAAAUGAUAGUAGAUACAGCAGGUCAUGAUCCAUACUGCUUUGUGGAGUUCUAUGAGCAUAGACAUGCCACGGCUACAAUCGCAGCCAUGAAUGGUCGGAAAAUACUGGGUAAGGAGGUGAAGGUUAACUGGGCCACAACCCCAACGAGCCAGAAGAAAGACACAAGUAGUCACUUCCAUGUUUUUGUUGGAGACCUGAGUCCAGAAAUCACCACAGAUGACAUAAAAGCAGCUUUCGCUCCAUUUGGAAAAAUAUCGGAUUGUCGUGUCGUGAAAGACAUGGCCACAGGUAAAUCUAAAGGCUACGGGUUUGUCUCCUUCUUCAACAAAUGGGAUGCAGAAAACGCCAUCCAGCAAAUGGGAGGGCAGUGGUUGGGAGGCCGACAGAUCAGGACCAACUGGGCCACGAGGAAGCCUGCUCCUAAAACAACGAAUGAAACAGCCAGUAGCAAACAGCUCUCCUUUGAUGAGGUGUUAAACCAAUCCAGCCUCAGUAACUGUACAGUCUACUGCGGGGGAGUCACACAAGGUCUCACAGAGCAAUUAAUGAGACAGACUUUCUCACCUUUUGGCCAAAUAAUGGAAAUCCGUGUUUUCCCAGAGAAAGGCUACUCCUUUGUGAGGUUCAACUCCCACGAGGCAGCAGCUCAUGCCAUAGUUUCUGUUAAUGGCACUUCCAUAGAGGGCAACAUUGUGAAGUGUUACUGGGGGAAGGAAACAACAGAUAUCGUACAGGGUCCCAUUCAGCAGGUACAGAUGGCACAGCAGAACACCUUGAGCUUCGCUGCCCAACCUUACAAUCAGUGGGGGCAGUGGUACAGCAACACACAGCAGAUCGGUCAGUACGUGCCCAAUGGAUGGCAGGUGCCAAGCUAUGGCGUCUAUGGGCAGGCCUGGGAUCAGCAGGGCUACAACCAUUUACAUGCUGGAGCUGGAUGGACGGGCGUGGGCGCUGUGAGCAACGGAGGCAUAGUGGAGGCUGGCCAGGGAGUCAACGGGACAAUGCUAACCAACCAGGCAGGCAUGAGCACCACUGGAUACCCCACCCACUGAUCACAGCAGCCCCCUCUUAGCGUCCAAGGACACAAGGAUUAUACUCUGCUGGGGAAAGGAGUGCACCAGAUGUGCUCUGACUUUCACAUCACAAAUUGUCUGUUAAUGAAGCUGGUCUGCCAUUUUUCUUUUCUUUUUAAACCAGCCCAAAGUCUCACCCACUGCCCAAAUCAGCAGGUUGAAGGAUGAUACACAUGCAAACACUGACAAAGCCACUGCUAAUGCACAUUGCAUUCCUUGGCCUGUUCUAAUGGCUUGGUGUCUUCAUGGCCAGAAAAAAAAAAGAAAUCUGUCAAGAUAUUUCUUACAGAAAGUUUGGUUUAAAAGCAAAACGAGUGUUAAGUGAAUUGAAUCGAAGCUAAAAAGGAAACCUUCCUGUUUCAGCCCCUAAAAGCCAAAAACAUGAAGGGCAGAAUUUUCUCACUAUCUACCAAUCAACCACGGAGGACAGGCAACAAACGCUUCCACUCAGUAAUCUCCAGUAUUGCAACACAGCCACUCCACGUACCGACUAGCUGAUCCUUUCUUCUGCGUUGAAGCUUGUCGAUCUCAUCGUUGCUCUGUCCACUCAUCACUGUAGUGAAGCAGCAGAAGUGGGUUCUCAGGGUGCGCUCAAGGUAUUCUAACCAACUGUAGUGGUUAGCAGGUUGGGGGAAGGGAUGGGUUACAGCUAAACAAUCGGAAAAAGAAAACACCAGUGCUCCUUUAUGUCCUGGACCGGACGGAACAGACGGCGAAAACUCACCCCAGGAUAAGAAGUGUGUGUUUGUGUGUGUGUGCAUGAACUGAUGCUUUUAUUCACAGAGAAACGUCCCCGUCAUCUACCCCAAAACCCAGAAGGACUAUUAUGCUAUUUUAUUUCUUUCCUCUUUUUCAGAGGGUUUGCUACAAAACUGCUAGAGAAAGGUGUUUUUAUUUCCAUUUUUUUUUUUUUUGUUCUGGUCAACCUAAAAUGCUGACAUUGUAUAAAGAGCUUUUGCAUUUUUUUUGUUUCAUUUCAGGAGUGAAGAAUUGUUAAAGCGAUGCCAUCUAAUCAUGUACAUUCAAGACCCUUGUAUGUUUUGUUUGGACAACUUUAAGUGGCUGAUUUUCUUUUAAUUAGUAUAUCUCAAAACAAUUGCAGGGAUUACUGCCACUCUUAUCUUGUGUACAGGCAGACAAAGAUUGCACAAAACGUAUAGUUUUCACAAAAUUUGAAGUACUCAAAUUUUUAUUUUAUUUUUUUUUUGCAUUCCACUUUAUCUGCUAUUUUAUUUGGAAGCCUGUUAUAUGUAAAUAGCCAACCAGUCUGUUAAAUUGUACUAAAUCUGUAUAAAGACAUGUUCAAUGAGAAUGCGUGCUUGCUCCUGGUUGGGGGAAACUGAUCCCGGGCGGCUGGUUGAAAGUAGCAUCUCUGUCCGUUUCUGGUCCGUAUGCAGUAGAGGAAGAGCAACAUUUCACUCGUCCAGCAGACUGGAGGACAAGCAGCAUUGCUAUGUAAUGCAGAAGUCUUUAGAUUCAAGAAAAGAAACAACUUUAUAAUUUAAAUUAUUGUUUUACACCAUUGUAGUGGUUGUUUUUAUAGAUCAAGAACCCUACUUCUAGACCUCAGAUUUUUUGCAGCUUGUCUACAGUUAUGUCAAUAGAAAUUAGGGGGAAAAAAAUCUAUUUUGUUGCCUUAUAAAGUUGAGUUAUUUUUAAUUUAACCAAAAAAAGAAAAUGAGUAGGCAGUGCCUAUGAAUGUUUUCAGCCUACGUUUUGAGAAGAGAAGUUCUGUUCAUACAUCAGUAACAUGGUUUGUGUUUUUUUUUUUUUUUUUUUUUUGCUUUGUCCCAUUAAAAAAGCUGAUGUUUAUAACA
Cyprinodon tularosa is the source of this 3187-nucleotide messenger RNA. RefSeq names its product nucleolysin TIA-1-like. Gene Ontology annotation, molecular function: mRNA binding. Gene Ontology annotation, cellular component: cytosol. Bases 189 to 1349 code for a protein of 386 amino acids. The transcript is spliced from 12 exons. NCBI's taxonomy places the organism in Eukaryota, Metazoa, Chordata, Actinopteri, Cyprinodontiformes, Cyprinodontidae. The record is from RefSeq and is a predicted model, not a curated record.